GCGCCAGGCACUGUGCGGGCAGCCGAGGGAGAGCCAUUGUGCCUGGCUGGGGUCAGGCUGAGACGGCCCCUUGUACGCUCUGGUCCAUUGUCUUCCUGGCUGGUGCUGGCGACAGGGUCCCACACGUGCCACCGCGGCGGCUGCAGUGCCGGGCCGGGUGGGCGCCCGCAUCCCAGACGCGCUGUGGGAGAUGAAGGUCCCGAAGCCGUGGUGGGCGGGCGGCGGCGUCCUGAACCUCACUGUGCUGCUGAGCUUAGCUAGGCUCCGCGUGGACCUGGAUCUCUGCCUGCCGCCGCCGGCCGCCGCACUUUGCGAGGAGCUGCUCCCACUCUGUCCCGUCCGCUCCGCCUCGGCUUCUAGCCCCUUCUCGGCAUCGGAAGGCUGGGGACACUCCCCCCAGCAGCUUGCCAAGGGCCGGCUGCUGCGCGAAGUGCGCGCGCUCGGCGUCCCCUUCGUUCCCCGCACCCGCGUAGACGCGUGGCUAGUGUACAGCGUGGCGACCGGGGACGCAGACGGGGCCCACGGGCUGCUCGACACUGCCGCCUCAUCUGCCGUGGGAGACGGCGGCCAGGUGGCACCCGCGGGCGGCGAAGACCCCCGAGAGACUCACAGCAGCCCUCUGGCUGCCGAGGAGGAAGAAAAGGCGGCGGAACCGACGGCACAGGUGCGGGACACAGGCGGACGCGAGAGCCAGGAGAAUGAUAUACUAAAAGAAAAGAGUGAAGCUGUGGAUCACAGUUCCCAGCAUGAGGAAGAUAAGGAAGGAGUGUCAGCCCACGCAAAAUCACUACAGCUGGGUAGGAAAGAUGAAAGCAGAACAACAGAUGCACCUGUCUGGGAAGGAGGGACAAUCACAGGGUCCAGAAAUGAGAAUCACCUACACUGGUCGGAUACAUCUUUCUUUCUGGAGGAUUUAUUUCAACUGCUUUCAUCACAGCCUGAACAGUCCCUGGAGGGCAUCUCACUGGAAGACAUUCCACCCUUUUUAAGCAGUAUCAAUGAGUGUGCAAAUUCCUCAGCGCAUCAUAUAAAUUUGAGCCAUGCCAUAAGCCAUGACGUCAAUCUUCAUGAAGCCAUGCUACUGUACCCCAACACAUUUAGAAGAGAUCCAGCAGCAAGGAUUUCACAGGCACAAGAACCAUUUCUUCAGCUAACUUCUCACACCAAUUCUGAGCAAGCCAUUCCUGCAAUGUCUCUCCCAACUGUUGACAACCAAAUGAGGAAUCUAACAAGUCAAGAUCUCCUGUAUGACACUGAUUCAAGUAUCUUUGAUGGAAUAAACCUAAUGUCAUUGGCCACAGGUUUCAAUCCACUGGAAGUUUCUCAACUUUUUGAAGAUCCAGACUCUGAUUCCGGAAUCUCCUUAAAUUCAACUAUCACCAAGUCUAAUUCUCACUGUAUGUAUGAUGGUGCUGUAGGUAACAGUACUGACCUUGAGUCUCUUAGUCAAGAUUUAGGUGCUGUAGGAGGCUGCUGCGCAGAACCCCUUAAACACUGUCAUAUGGAUAUUAGGACUAUGUCUGGCUUUUACCAGGAUCUUGAAUGUCAGCAAAUAUUUCAUGAUCACACUUACCACUUACAACCAGGUGUACUAGAGCCCACAUCUGAAGCUUUAACACAGACCAAGUCUCGGAAAAUCAGUGGGUGCCUUGACUCAGAUAGAAAUUUGAGUCGUGAUGAACAGCGUGCUAAAGCUCUGCAUAUUCCCUUUUCAGUAGAUGAAAUUGUCCGCAUGCCUGUUGACUCUUUCAACAGUAUGCUAAGUAGGCACUACCUAUCAGACUUACAAGUUUCUCUCAUUCGUGACAUCAGACGAAGAGGAAAAAACAAAGUUGCUGCUCAAAACUGUCGUAAACGUAAACUAGACAUCAUUUUGAAUCUAGAAGAUGAUAUAUGUAACUUGCAAACACAGAAAGAAGCCCUGAAGAAUGAGCAAGAUCAAUGUAACAAAGCUAUUGACAUAAUGAAACAGAAACUGCAAGACCUCUACCAUGAUGUUUUUAGUAGGUUAAUAGAUGACCAAGGAAGGCCAGUCAAUCCAAACCACUAUGCACUUCAGUACAACAAUGACGGAACUGUUUUGAUUGUACCUAAAGAACUAGUCACAUCAGGACACAAAAAGGAAGCCCCAAAGGGAAAGAGGAAAAACUGAACAGCAUCACAAACUGUUCAAACUAUUCUUAAAAGCACUGUUACUUGAAUCAUUCAGUUAAGAGUACAAGUUGAAGUUUGUAUUGAUAAAUACUGAAAAUUCAAGGUUAUGCUUCUGUGAAGUUGGGAGAAUCCACAUUUUCAUGGACCAGUUCUGCACUAAUACCUAUGCUCACAUAAUCUUUUACAGCCUUUUAUUAAGGUGGUCACUUGAAAAAGCUUUAAGAUGCUUACAUAACGUGAGUAGCCUUUAGCUAUCUGAAGGUAUUUACUA
Messenger RNA from Myodes glareolus (Bank vole), 2425 nucleotides. RefSeq names its product NFE2 like bZIP transcription factor 3 (gene Nfe2l3). Gene Ontology annotation, cellular component: nucleus. Lineage: Eukaryota; Metazoa; Chordata; Mammalia; Rodentia; Cricetidae. The record is from RefSeq and is a predicted model, not a curated record. Gene Ontology annotation, biological process: regulation of transcription by RNA polymerase II. Gene Ontology annotation, molecular function: DNA-binding transcription factor activity, RNA polymerase II-specific; RNA polymerase II cis-regulatory region sequence-specific DNA binding.